Molecule: messenger RNA, 10354 nt
Organism: Petromyzon marinus (sea lamprey)
Lineage: Eukaryota; Metazoa; Chordata; Hyperoartia; Petromyzontiformes; Petromyzontidae
Biological process (GO): Notch signaling pathway; cell communication; multicellular organism development
Cellular component (GO): membrane
Molecular function (GO): Notch binding; calcium ion binding
Source: RefSeq, a predicted model, not a curated record
AACAACAUUACACACAUUUGAAAUGGUGCAUUUAACCUUCGAAAAAUGGGUCUUGCAAACCACAAUGGCCCAUUUUUAACCUUGAGCCUGCAUUUGAUGGUCUGACAAUCUUUCAAGCAUAACGUGGAAUAAGGUAGUCUAUUCUCAACAUUGCCUGACGCAAUGAGGGCACUUUCUGGCUUGAACAUCUUUAGGUUGGUAUGAUAAAAAAUUCAACUUUAGAUAAAACUGAAUAUUUGGCAUAUGCUUGUGGAUUGGCCAACAGUGGUGGGGUGGAUAUCAAAUAUAAAAAAAAUGUAUUUGCCAACCCAAAAGGAGUUGCCAAAUUGACUGCUGAACUAAAACGUCUCAAUUUUCAUUUAGGAGUGCCACUUUGUUUUCCCAAAUGCGAUUUUCUUGUUGACUGUUUUGCCCUAUGCACUGGGGCGCCUCUGUGCAUUACAUCACAUCUCAGACUUUGGAAAGGGCACCCCCUCCCAGUGGCAGCUGUCCUCGUGGGCAUACAGUAACUGCGCACUUUGCCUACGAACGGGCAUUAGUUUGCCAAGUAGAGGACGACGGUUGCCAUGUAUAAUCCCAAUUGGAGUUAUGGUGGAAAAUCAAAGUUGGACCCCGACGCUGGCACACAAUGGCCUACUCUUGCGAAUGACAGCCCGGGUCUAACGUCUACUGCAAAGCGGACAACGCAUGUGGUUAUACCGGUAGUAAUAAUUGGGGCGGAUGCUAAAAUUCGAACCAUGAACCCUACGUAGCCAGUUGACGCACUGUUUUUGGCCAUUACUCUACACAAUGUUCAAAAGCCACGAGAAAAGUGAACUAUUUCAGCAUGACCGAUUUGUCGACGUAGACAACACGAUUCAAGGGCUGCAAAAGGCCUUAACGGGAGUCAAAUGAAAAUGCGAGCUUGCAUAUGGAAAGUAAGUGUUGAUAAAGUAGGCUUCAGCGUGACUUUGAAAUGGGUGGUGUGAAAUUGUGAUUCUACUUUUGGUCGCUAGGCGGCGAUAAUUAUAUCAGGGAGAGGAUGUGUGACCGGCCUUCAAAGGUGCUCGCUAACAGGACUUGCCCCAAUAGUCUGUUAGGCUAUACGGGGGACCUUUAUCUUUGUGCUGAUUCUAGAAUUGUAUUUGAGACAGACUAAAAGUCAAUCAACACGCUUGAAGUUAAUUUCCCAUAGAAUAAACAUUUGAAAUAUCUAAUCUGCAUGCAAAAUACUAACGGGGUUGGACAAACUUCUAAGAAAAAAGAAUUCCAGGAGCGAAGUGUCAAGUUUAUGCAUUGCAAGGAGCUGGGCUUGGAGAGGUACGUGUGUAGAACUUAUUUUGCACCGUACUAAUCGCAGGUACGCGCUUGGGAAUUGCACCGACAGGAAAGAGGAAGAACACAUGAAUCGAAACGAACGUAAAUCAGACUUCAUAUUUGUUGUCGAGGCAUGAGGUGGGGCCACAUUACCGCAAAGGUGAUGGCCAAUUGUCGAGAUUCGUGGCGGAAUGACAGCCAAAUAAGCGAAGGCGCCCGACUUGUCGGUCGACGGCCGCGGAGGAGCAAUGAGAUCAGCUCAUGUUCAGGAGAGAGAUGGAUUGUGUGAUAACGUUCUGUUGAAAAAGGAGCUUUAUAGCUCAUCGGAUUCCUCCAGUAUAAAUACAUGUUCUGAUUCUGGAUGUGAUCGACGGACAGUUGAUGAUCCAUGAUGUAUUUUGGACAACAGUUCAGCGGUUUGAUGAAUCGCGAUUUGAGCUCGUUGAAUUAAGGUUAACCGCUGAAUAUUUCAACAAACAAACACUCCGAUGUAUCUUCCUUGUUAUCUUCGCCCCGCACGCAUCUGCGGAGCCUCGGAUAAGAGUUACAGUUGAGUGAUGUUUACCUUUUUUCAAGCGCAGUGCGCAUUCCAAAUGCCACCGCAGCCCAAAUUACCCCGACAUAAAUAGCACUCCGCCACAGCUUCGCAACUCACCCACCCACCCAUCCACUCAGCCACUCAUCCAACCAGCCACCACAACCAGAAACAGCAGCAGCAGCCACCACCUCCUCCUCCCUCCCUCCUACCCCACGUCACUCCAACUCUUACCCCUGGUUCAUUAAUAACACUGGGAUAGCGGACAUGCGCACGGAGCAGCCAAGUGCACAGUUGUGUCUGCCUGUGAGCUCGCGUAGAACUUGCUUUCUUCAAUAACUCUACACCACACACACACACACACGUGUCACCCGUGGGCACGUGUACACGCACGUGUGCGCGUGUGUGGCCGUAUGUAUACCUGCUUGCUCCAUAUGUGCAACCGUGCAUGGUGCCGACCUUCAGUGGAGCGAGCCUAGUGAGUGACUCACACAGAGACUCCUCGACCCGCCUUGUCUGCCAACUGCGUUCCACAUGGAUGGUCUCCGUCUCUUACUCCCUUCUCGCAAGACGGUCGUUAAUGCGAAGCGGCUGACUGCAGCUGAAGGAGCGGCCGUGAAGCGCCCUUCACCCGCUUGAUGCGCCAUCCACCGUCGUUACGGUCCUUGUUCUAAAAAAAAAAACAUCUCGCGUGCUGACGUCGGUCACUCCUGGUGGUUUGAAGCUGGGGCACGGCCUCGGAUAUGGAUUACGUCCGUGCUGUCCUACUCGCCGCUGUGGGAGCCGCAUUCAUGUUCGGUUGGACGCAGGUCGCUUCUCCAUCGGGCAUCUUCGAGUUGCAAAUCGGCACCUUCAGAAGCCCCCGCGGGGAGCUGCUCAGCGGCGAGUGUUGCGACGGCGAGAGAGACAAAGGCGGCCGAGCGUGCGCGGAGCAAUGCGACACAUUCUUCUCGGUGUGCGUCCGUCAGUAUCAGGCGGCCUCAACGCCCGGCCGUCCCACUCCGUGCGUCCUGGGGAACGCCUCCACACCGGUGAUCGGAGGAAACAACUUUGACCUCAAUAGUCUCAGCGGCCCCAACAUCGGACGCGUGAGCAUCCCCUUCAGGUUCGCGUGGCCGAGGGCGAUCACCUUGAUAUUGGAGGCCUGGGAUCAAGACAACGGCACUUCUGGAGGUCAGCUGAUCGCGCGUGCCACCUACUCGGGGCUGCUGCUGCCCACAGAGCGCUGGCACACGGAGGUGCACUCGGGUCCACGCGCACAGCUUGAGUACCGCGUACGCGCCCUCUGCGACCCGCACUACUACAGCGCCAACUGCACGCGCCUCUGCAAGCCCCGCAACGACUACUUCGGCCACUACUCGUGCGACGGGCUCGGCGGGAAGGUGUGCAUCGAGGGCUGGGCUGGACCCGACUGCAAGAUAGCGAUAUGCCGGCAGGGAUGCAGCGCCCAGCACGGCGCCUGUGAAGUGCCCGGGGAGUGCAAGUGCCAGUACGGCUGGCAGGGCUCGCUGUGCGACCACUGCGUGCCCCACCCGGGCUGCGUGCACGGCAGCUGCUCGAAGCCCUGGGAGUGCCACUGCCAGACCAAUUGGGGAGGCCUCCUCUGUGACAAAGACUUGAACUACUGCGGGCGGCACCAGCCGUGCCAGCACGGCGGCACGUGCUCCAACACACAGCCCGACAGCUACGAGUGCGCGUGUCCCGACGGAUUCUCCGGCUCCGAGUGUCAGAUCGUGGAGCGUGCCUGCCUCUCCGAUCCGUGCCUCAACGGCGGCACCUGCGCCGAGACGGACGGUGCGUUUGAGUGCACGUGCCCGGCGGGCUGGAGUGGCGAGACGUGCGCGCAGGACGAGGACGAGUGCGAGCAGAGCCCCUGUGCCCACGGAGGGGAGUGCGCGAAUCAGCCGGGCGGAUUCCUCUGCAGCUGUCCUCCCCAGUGGACCGGGCGCACGUGUCUCGUCGACGCCGACGAGUGUGAAGACAACCCGUGCAAGGGCAACGCCAAAUUCUGCAAGAACCUGUUUGGUGGAUAUUAUUGCGAGUGCCUGCCGGGCUGGACGGGCCACGACUGUGACGUCGGUGUUGACGAUUGCCAAGGACGGUGCUUAAACGGCGGCACGUGCACGGAAGUGGAGAGGGGAUCACGGUGCUCGUGCCGGCCCGGCUACACGGGGCGCCGCUGCGAGAAACCCAUCGACGGGCCUGAGAACUGCACAGCGGCCGUGGCGAACAGAACGGCGGGGGGUGCGGCGGCAGUGCCGUCGUCGGUGGCCGUCGGAGACUCCUGCCGGAACGGAGGCUCGUGCGUGUGGCAGGCUGGCGCUCUCCGCUGCGUCUGUCCCGCCGGCUGGGAGGGGGAGCUUUGCGAGCGCGCUGUGAGCCGCUGCGACCCGAACCCCUGCCAGAACGGUGGGCAGUGCCGUGACCUCGCUGGGGACUUCUCGUGCCAGUGCGAGGGCGAGUGGACGGGCAGCACCUGCGGCUCCAGUGCGAACGACUGCGCUUCACAUCUGUGCCACAACGGCGGCACGUGCGUGGACGGAGGGGACUGGUACCUCUGCGAGUGCGCCCCGGGAUUCUCAGGGCCCGACUGCCGCAUAAACGUGAACGAGUGCCAGUCGUCCCCGUGCCCGCGCGGGGCCUCCUGCGUCGAUGAGAUUAAUGGCUACAGGUGCGUGUGUCCUCCGGGGCAGCCCGACUCCAACUGCCACCAACCUGCCAUGGAGGUGCCCAGGCCAUGCUGGCCCCACGGGGAGUUCCGCGCGCAUGGCUCCACGUGGGUCGAUGGGUGCAACACCUGCCAGUGCGUCGACGGCUGGGGCAACUGCACCAAGGUGUGGUGCGGUCGGAGUUCGUGCUCUCUCUCCGCGGUGGCCUCGCCGGGCACGUCCGACCCCGGCUGCCCUCCGGCCCACGCGUGUCGGCUGGCGCGGCGUAGGCACGGCUGCCUGGCGGGGCCGUGCCGGGAGGGGGCCGGCGAGUGCGUGGGGCCGCCGCUGCCGCCGCCGCCCGCCGACUGCCGCCCCGUCCCGCCGCCGGAUGGGGUGGCCGAGCGGCCGGGCUGCGUGCGGCUCACACUGCGUGUGGAUCGCGCCCGCCUGCCUGCGGGCACGACGGUGGAGCACAUCUGUGCGGACCUGAGGCUCCUGCCGGGCGUGCGGGACUUCUCCUGGGUCUACUCGCUCUUCGUGCUCUGCGAGCGGCCCGAGGGACGCGAAGACACGGUCGUCGUCGCGAUAUCCACAGACCGCUCGGCAGGGCCCCAGGGGGGCGGGGCGGUGUGGGGCGCGGCCACGGUGCUCGCCGAGGCCGCGCGGCGGAGGAGCGGGGAGCGAAUUGCAGCCGUCUCGGACGUGGAGCUCAACUCCAAACGGCCAGACCACGUGCUGCUGGCCGUCGUGUCUUCGCUGCUGCUCGUGCUGCUCGCCACAGCCGUGCUGCUCUGCGUCUGGUGCCUCCGUCGGCGGCAGCGACGGCGACAGCGGCGGCGGCGGAAGAGGAACGACGACGACGACGACGACGACGAGGAGCCGGUGGCAGCGCCGGACGUGGCAGGCCGCCGAAACAACGCCGGCGCCGCGGCCGCCGGCGGGCAGCCGCCGGCCAAGAUCCACAACCCCAUCGUGCGGCACCCGCGCGCGGCCCUGCCCGCGCGCGCCGUCAGCAACAAGGAGCUGGAGAUGAAGCUCAAGGGCAGGACUCACAACUCCGAGCUGGAGCAGGUGGAGAUCGACAAGCUGCGGAGGCCGGCGGGCAAAGCGGACGCGGGGAGCGGCGGCGGGAACAGCCUCGCCGCGGCCCAGGCGGCCCAAGCGGAGUGCGAGCCGCUGAGGCCCAACGUGCAGCCGUGCGGCCAACCCCAGAUCCUGCAGGUGACCGUAUGAUGCCCAGCGGGCAGGCGGACUCGAUGAAAGCUAAAACUCACUGAAAACAAUUAAAACGCUGUUGUGAUCUUCCACUCGCGCGGUUAUUUUUUUUUUAAACGUGCAGCAGUAUUUUUUUUACGUUGUUUUUGUUGUUUUAUUGCGAGGGAUUAUAAAAUCAUGCCAAAAGUUGUUGCGCGCUCGAGUGUAGGGGAAUUCGGAUCGAGGGAUUGUUAUCGACAGUGGUCGUGUCGCGACGCAGGGUCAACGCCUGUGAGCUGAAGCGAGCUUGGCCGGGGCUUGGGGAUGUGCGGAGUUCACCGCCGGCACAGUGCAGCGAGCGUGCCCGCAUUUUGAAACAAGGAAAAACAUAAUCAAUCAGCUGUGCAGUUUAGUUUAGUUUUUAUAUAUAUGUCCAGCAGAAGCGGUUUGAAUAAAAUUCACACUUUGCACUUUUUGCUCUCUCCUGGUGUAGGCGUACAAGCACCUUCAGGCCGUGUUACUUGCCCGAUCGCGUUUUCAGGGCUUUUACUCCUCGUCCACAAAGCCUCGCGCCCUCGCAGCCAGCGUCCCGUGGGAGACGGAGGUGCUGUGCCGUGUUUGCACGGUCGUUAUAAAACAGGCCGGAGUUUUCCCUCGGUCGUAACAAGAACACAUACUCUCUGGUUCUUUCGGUAAAGUCACGUAGAUAGAAAAAAAUAAUUAAACAACAUGACGUUUCGGUCGCAACACAAGCGUGCGUCGUCAGGACGUCAUUAGGACGCUUGUGCUGCGACCAAAACGUCGUGUUCUUUUAUUAUUUUUUCUACCUACGUGACUUUACCGAAAGAACCAGAGAGUAUGGAUUCCUGCAGUCACGAAAGCUUCAAAUCAACAAGAACACACCCCGUGCAUCGAAAAAUUAUUGCGUGCAAUUGCAUUGGCUGUGGUUGCACAGCUGCGAAUUAAAAAAAAAAUAACCCAUUCGUCAAUAAGAAUGUGUCCUUAAAAGUAAAAAUAUGUAAAAGGCAAUGAUUCGGGAAAUGGUCCUUUUUCAUAACACAUAGAGGCCAGAGAGUUCGAGUCAGGCCCUCUCCCCUAUUUAUCUGCUGGCCUCUCUAUUAACGUGAUGGGCCAUUUCCCCGAAACGUCGCCUUUUAUACAUUAUUUUCCAUGCAAGGUGAGAGGAUGUUCUUGACGAUUGUGCCGACUUUCAAAUAUGGGCAAGUGUGGCCCAGUGUGCCUCGGUUCCUUGCACCAGUGCUCCGAGGCCGUGCAAAGCGCCGAGAGCACAGCUCCACACCGUCACGAGCCCGGAGGAAAGCGACCGUGUAUUUUAAACGCACGCUAUCCCACGCCGAACGCCUAUUCUUUCCUCGCACUGUUCUGUUGUAAAAAUCGAUACGGCUCGAGCGGUGAGCAACGCAAGCGGCGGCAACGUCCAUCAUUUUCGCAGUGUUUGCGCCGCCCUUUGUUUAAGCGCAAAUGCGGCCUCACAGCCGACCCGAACCCGGGUCCGCAUCGCUCUUCCACGCUCCACACCGCACCCCCCCCCCCGCCCCCACCGUAACGUCGCGACUGCACCCGAGAGCCACUUGCCUCAGCGUGAGUGGCUGCCUUUCGUAAAGUGAGCCACUCGGCCCGGUGACAGCUGGCCGUGCGGCCCAGGUUGCAGCUCGCAGUAAGGUCACUGUGGGUACCGAGGCUGAGCCAACUUAUGCAGUUAACGAAGCAGGCAGGCUCAGUUUUGAGAGUUCAUGGGGACGCGGCCAGAGAAGGAGGGAGAGAGAGCAAGAGAGUGGUUUUGGAGUGAAAUGUGGUAAUUGUGACCCGUGAAGGGCUCGCAGUACUGCUGUGCUCCUUACACGUUGAUGCAGUGAUGCGUCACAAUCUGAACACCGACCGUUCCCCUCCAGGUGACCUCUAGCUGAUGUCCUGUCUUCAAGACAAAAAAAGCAGAUGAUUCACAUCUCGACGGCACGGCCGAAAUGCAAGCACAUUGUGGCGCCCAAACGAUUUGGGCCUGCUGUUCGUGCAGAGACGAAGGGCACUACGGAAAAAGUCUGGCGCCAACGAUAUGGCGAAUCUUCGGUAUCAAUGAGUGGCCUUCCCCUGGACACUGCUGUGGCUUCUGCCUACAAGCCGAGUGCGUGCGAUAGCGGAGCACGUCUUCUGGUUAGCCCAGGGGUCCGCAAACCAAAAUAACAAGAACAGGCAUUUCUUUAGAAAUCGGUACAAAAAAAACCUCUAUGUCAAGAGCCACAAUGCACGUGCAUAACGUCACGAAGGAGUCCUUCAAGAGACGCCUGAGGCUCCGGAGCCUCAGAUUGCCCACCCCUGGGUGAGUCCAACACCCCUGCUCAUUUGUUGCCACGUCAGCCUUCCCUUCGCUGGCUACGCUGUCGACUUGGCAGCUGGUACCCCGCGGAAAAUUCAAAAGGGCCUUUGGAAACCGCAGGCAGACUUUUAACGGCCAAGCGCUCAAUCAUCUUAGGAGCUUGUGUGAACUUUGGCAACGGUCAUGUGCACACUCGAUUUGGCGUUAAGAUCCGAUAUUUAAACAAUCGUUAUUGUAUUGAUUUUGUUUAUUGUUAUUGUGUAUGGCUGGGUGGUGUUGUGAAUAGUGUUUGACGCACAAUCGGAAGGUCGCAAGUUCACAUCCUGGAUUGACCGAGCUAAUCAUCCCCCUCCCCCCCCCCCGAGUAUAUAAAAUUAGUACCACGAGGUGGGAAGUUGACGGUGGUUGUCCCAGACCGAAAGGCUGGCUCUUGCCAUAGACAUGUAGAAUUUCCAUGACUUGGCUCAAGGCCACCAAUGGAGAUGAGCAUUGUCCAGUUCGCGUUUGAGCAGGGAGACGCUUUCAAUCGACCUCUUGCACCGUAAUCAUGAGCAUUAAGGUUCGUUUUUCUUUUCUUUUUUUAUAUAUAACUCUGAAUGUCAAUAAAGAUGCCAGCACAUCCGUGGAAUUUCCAUUUGCCCAUUGUAACGGACCGUCACCAGAUUGCCAAGUGCUUCUGAGCGACAAAACGCUGCUACGACAACACCGAGUUGGAUUCACCAGUUUGAAAGAGCCACCGUGCGCUUAGGGGUAACUCCAGGGCAGUGCUCGCUGGAAAUUCUUCAUCAACACACACUUAGCAUUAAAUUAUGUUUUUUUACUGGCCCGCAGAGAGCCCCAACACUCUAUGCCAAUGCUGGAUCCAGCUACUCGUGGUAAAUGCGUUGCCAAUAACAAUUCCUGAUAUCACGUACAUAAACGUUACCCCUCGCCCCCACGAAUAUUCGUGACCAAUAUUCAGAAAUAUUGGUUCCACAUCCGAAUAUUUUUGCCCCCUUGUUUUUUUAGUUCCAAAGUAAUCUCUCUCUGCCUAUGCAUCUAUACCCGUGCAUUUUAUACUAUAGCCUUAAAUUUAACACCACUUUCCACACUUAACUCGUGAAAGAGUUUUCUUUCCGUCGCUGUACUUUUUCACACCAUUCGUUAGGUCCCGACUUUGUCCUCGACAAAGUAGUGCCCAGCCAUAAAGUCGUGCCUAACCCGAAAAGUCGUGCCUAACCAUAACACAACGCCUAAUCACCUAACCGGGGGGGUGAAAAUACCUAGGGGGGGGGGGGGGCGAGGACGCAAAGUUUGCUGGUGGCAACGAAUAUUCGCUAGCCCCCUGGAGGAAUUGAUAUUUGUUUACUCUGGAAACACUUUCGCGGAAACUGCCCACCCCCCCCAGUGGUGUCGUUGCUUCGCCAUGCGAGCGAUAAUUUUCCAUGGAGAGCGGAGACGUGGACGCCAACCACGGAGUGGCGCCUCCACGCGAGGGGCCUCCUCCCCACGGCCGUUGCUCGCGCUUUCGUUUUUGCUGCCUCUGUAAACGCGCAACAUUGCGUGGGUUGGUUUUGGUCGUCGUCGGCACCGAUCACUUCCGGCGAACGAAGGAGCAGGAAAAAGAGAGGCGGAGAGAGUUAGAAACGUUUUGGUGAGAUUCCCGGCGCAGUUUUUUUUGUUUUUACGAUCGUGCCGCAGAGCCAUCCGAUGCGAUUUUGUCUGUUCCGCGUGAUUUCCACACGCCUGGGAGCUUCUUCAGUUCCUCGAAGAGGCUCCCAGCACGUGAAGUGAAACGUUGGAUAUCGUGCCGAGCAGCGAGCGGCGCAAGCCGUAUACGCUCCUGAGAGCCGUGCAGCACAACCGCAGUUGCACCGCGCGUGGUGCUCAGCACGCAAAACGAAACGUCGGACGUCAUCCCCGAAAGAAAAAAAACACGCGAUACAACCCCCCAAAAAGAACACAUCGGAGAGUUCGUGAAAAUCUUUCCCCCCCCCCCCAGCUCGCGGUGUUUCCGACGCGCAGAGCGACGCGGGAGCCGCUCCGGACUUCGCUCCCUCGGAUCCGUGCGGUGCGCGGAAUUUUAAACAUUCGCUGCAGAUCAAUCCCGCCGGCUUCCGACGGAGAUCACACACGGCUCUGGUCGUAGCUCAUCUUGUAACGGAUUGCGAAAUUUCUGAUACUUUGCGAUACACGUGCAUUCCUAUUUUAUAAAAAGACUUAUUUAUUGCAGGUGUACAUUGCUUUAGCGGAAUGUGGAGUUGGCCUUUUUGUCACUGUACAGGUCUUUUUUGUAAUGCCACGAUGAUUAUAGCCGUGAAACACGCAUUGUUUCAAUAAAGAUUUUGUUUUUCUUAUCAUCAA